AUGUAGUCAGCUGUUAUUUCGUAUAGCGUUGCCAUACCUUAAUUUAACUGUUAGGCGCUGCCAACACGUGCCGAAAAUACGAAGCAAAGAAAAACACCAAAAAACGCAGAGAAAACAUGCUACCAGCCGAAGAAGCAAAAGCAAUAAAAAAGAGGAAAACAAGCAGCAAAUAUGUUUGAUAUAACGAGGCAGCGGAAGAGACAAAAAUUAUAAAUUAGUGUAGAGAAAAAAUUUGCCCAGUGUGCGAAGAGAAGCAAAGCUGCAUUCAUUAAUUGAGUAAAAACGACAAAAAACCUCAAGUAGCUAUGAGCAAUAACAACAGCAACAAUAUCAGCAGCAGCAGCAUGCCAUACCCGGAAUCCGAGGAAGAGGAGGAGGAGCUCAGCGGGUCUUACAACAUCAAUGACAAUGGGGGCCAGCUAAGCGACUGUAGUAGCAGCAACAGUAGCGCCACUAGCAGCAGUGAAAAAACGGCAAGCAGCUCUAGCAGCAACUCCAGCGAUGAGGACGACGACGAUGAAGAGGACGCCACGGACCAGGACACGCGUACCGAUUCCGAAUCGGAUGAUGGCACCACUACGCAAUCCGAUGAGCUCGAACUGGCUCAGCUCAGUGAGCAGCACACAUUUCGAUUGCCCCGCGGCCUCUGCGAGAAUGCGAGCGUCUUCCAUGAAUUCUUUUCCGUAGAGACCUGGCAAAUGCUGCCCAACAAUAUGCAGGCGCAACUGCAGCCUUUGCUGCCUAGCUAUGCAGCUCUGCUGGGGCCUUCUCAGGCGGCAGCGGAACAGCAGCGCACGCUUCUGCAGCUCUUCAACGGUGGACUGCAGCGCUUUGGGCAGUCUCCAUUGCUGCGACUGCAGCGCAAGUUGGAGGAGGGCAGUCUGCGGCCGGAUGUGUUGCAGCUGCGUCUGAGCAUUGAGCGUUCGCAGCGACGUGAGCGUCGCUUCCAACAAGCCGAACGACUCAGUCGUUUGGCCAAGGAGCUGUUUCUUUCCCGCGAGCAAAUGCUGCAGCAGGUAUAUGGAAUGGCGCCGCCGCCAGAAGGUGACACAUUCAAGGCGCAGCCCUGCCCACGUAAACGGAAAACACCGACACUUCACAGAGAGAACAAAUUCUGUGUGGACCGUGCACGCAAACGAUACUGCCAGGAGCUCGUGCAGCUGGCACGCGAUCUGCAGCUGCAGCCCGGCGACAUCAGUGCCGACGAGCAGGAUGAGGAGGCUGCACAGAUCGCCAUAAUUGACGAGGAGCGACAGUUGAAAACGGAAACAAUUUCGCGUCCAUCAAAUGCGGCGGAUAAGAAAUGCAUUUACAGUACCUUCUUCAAGCGCCGGCCAGGCCUGGAUGAUGAGCAGGUGCUGCGGAGGAUGCAGUCAGAUAAGAUACAGCCGCUCAAUGAGAAAAACUUUAAGAAAUACCUACGCGACUACAAGCGACGGAAACUGCAGCAACCGCAAUUGCCGGACUUUGACACCGCUGAUAUACGACUGCGUGAUAUUUGCACACGCGCCCAGUUUGUGGGCAGCUUUAAGCCAGGACGCAAGCCGAAGGCACUAACAGCGCGUUUCAAUCAGCAGGUCAAUGAGCCGCCUGCCCUGGUGCCCAUUGGUGGCAAGGCCAAGCAAACGGAGCAGGCAGCCGAAUUGCUCACCGAUGAUCCGCAGCAUCUGUACGGACGCGCUGCCCUGGAGCCCGACGAGGAGGAGCUACAGCAGGAAUUGCAGGAGCAGACGGAGCCAAUGCAACAAAUGUCGAAGACAUUUGCGAAUGCAGCUGCAGUUGGCCUCGCACAACAGUUGCCCAAACUGGAGCCCAUUGCGUCGCGUACCUUGUUCAGCAGCUCGCCCCGGGCAUUGGUCAAGGCUGGCGCUCAUAUCACCGGCAGUCCCACAAGGGAUGCAGCAACAACUGGCACGCCACGUGCACACACCUGUUAUUUUUCACUGUUGCGCGAUUUGUUUGUGUCCACGCCACAGCAUCGUUUGACCUACCAGGAGCUGCAGUCGCAGCUGCACAAGUGGCGCACGGAAAGCUGUACUGGUGGGGCACCGGACUGGCUACGCCAGCUGCCCAACGAUUGGACGCAACUGCUGCAAUCGGCUGUUAACUUCUUAUCUGGUGACUUCGUCACGCUGCCGGCGGAAUAUGUGCCCUACAUUGAGCAUAAAACCCAGCUAAACAUUUAUCAGUGGAUUGGCGCUGGCCGAGACUCGGAUGCGCGUCUGCAAGCGAUCUGCCAAUUUUGGUUGCAGCGACGCAAGGAAGACCCAACUGUGCAACAGUUGCCGCUGCAACAGAUCCCGGCACAGCAGCAAUUAAGUCCCACUGCGGUGCUAGAUAUGACGCCAACACCGCCGCCACGCUGUCCCACCAGCUGGGCGGUACGUGUAGCCACGCAAGCAGAGAUGCUGGAAUUUCAGCGGCAGGAGCGUCUGCGCUUCGAGCAACCGCAUCGUCCCUUCACAUAUCGAAUGCACGGCUAUGAGAGCGUUGUGGGUCCGGUCAAGGGCAUUUAUACGCAGAGUUUGGCCUUGAAUAAGGCACGCGGACAUGCCGUCAUGGUGGACGACAGGCCGCCAUAUGUUACCAUAUUGACGCUGGUGCGUGAUGCCACUGCACGGCUGCCGAACGGCGAGGGCACUCGCUCAGAAAUAUCGGAGCUGUUGAAGUGCUCGCAGUUUAUCAAUCGCCAGGCGGCGGAGAACGUGCUGCAAACGAUUGUGAGCGGUGCGCUAGAUCGCAUGCAUGGCGGCCUGGAUCCAUGUGUCCGCUAUGAUGCGCGCCGAAAGAUCUGGAUCUAUUUGCAUCGCAAUCGCAGCGAGGCGGACUUUGAGCGUAUGCAUCGCCAGAACCAAACUAUGGUCAAGCAGAAACAGCAGCAGCGCAAGCACAAUAAGCCAAAGAAGGAUGACGCAAUGGACACGGCACAGGAGCUGCCCGCAUUGGUGGCAGCUACUGCAACAACACCAGCAACGGGCACAACAACUGCACUACCAGCCGUCGGUGCUGUGUUGAUCAAAAAGCAGCAUCAGCAAUCAACGCUGCCGUUGCAGGUGAAAUGUCCGCCGGUGCCGCCACUCAAGUAUCAUAUACCGCCGAGUGGCACGCCCGCUGGAACCGUAACUGCAACGAGCGGUGCAGUCCCGACCCAGCAGCUAGCGACUGCACAGAAAUCUCUGCUUAAGGCCACGCAGCGUAGCGGCGUUGUGACCCUGCUUGAAAGAUCGCCCACAGCGCCAGGCGCUGGCACCGUGCAGCUACUGAAAACAUCGCCAAAAAUGCCACAGCAGCAGCAGACGGGGCUCAAAUGCAGUCCCACGCGCAAUACUACGCCCAUACUGGUGUCCACGCCCAGUGGCCUGCAAACAGUGCAUGUGGCCGCUACGCCCAACAAAAAGCUGGCCAUCAAAAAGCCCAUUGUCAUCAAUACGCCCGCACAGACGCCAGCACCGGGUGGACAAGCUGGUAGCUUCAUUGUGCCAUUGGAACAGCAGAAACAGCAGCAGCACCACCAGCCGAAUAAAGCAUCGCCCGCGCGCCCGCAAAUGCCUAAGAAUAUUAUACGCCUGAUGCCCGCCGGUGGAGCAGGCACAGUUGGCAGCAAGCCGUCAGUUGUACAGCUGCCAGCCAGUCCGGCGGCAGCCAAGCCCACGGCGCCUGUUCAAAUACUUGGACCUCGAAUGCUUGCACAGACCACAGUGCGUCCGUUGCAGCAAAAGAUUGGCGCUGUCUCCAUUGUCAGCAAUAAGCCGACGGGCACGGGUAGCGGCAGUCCGAUUGCCAAUGCGACAGCCAGCGGCACGGGUACCAUUGUCAAGAUGUCGCCCCAGGCAUUUGCCACGCUGCAGCAGCAGCAGCUGAAGCAGAAGGCCGCAAUUGCUGCACAAACUCAACAGCACCAGCAGCAACAACAACAGCCUCAACCACAGCAGCGAAUACUCGUGGGUAACACGGCAAUUUCGUCGAACAAAAACAUUGUGUUCCAGGCGCUGCCAAAGGCGGCACCUAAAAUACUCAGUACCAUGGCCGGGCAGGCCAAGCCGCUGGCCACCGCGAAUCUCUCGCCGCAGCAGCAGCGCAUUGUAUUGCAGAGCUUCAAGCAGCCGGUGGCGACAGCAGCUGGUGCCUCGCAGACAACAACGCGUAUCAUACGCACGACCCCGGUGGCAGCAACAACGUCCGUUGGCACGGCCACAGCAACACAAGGCGGCCACAUAUUGACGUUGGAGAGCCUACUGCAAAAACAGAACGCUGGGAAGCUCAUACAGCUGGCCACAACCACAGCCGGUGGCAAUGUCAUUACACUGUCGCCCAGCGGCCAAGGCCAACAGCAGCAAGUGACCACGACCAAGCAGCUUCCGACAACGGCGCGAAUUGUGACAGCCGGGUCUAUGGUGCCCAAGAUCAUUGGCAAGACGACAGUUGUGCCUGGCAAACCGCUGCUGCUGCAUGCUAAGACUCUUAAACUGGGCGGCAAUACAGGGGUCAGCACUCAAACGCCCACAGCCACAACGCUGACGAGCGGCGCCAUGAAGACGGCGCAAAACAUUGUAAUUGGCGGGCAGACGGUGAAGCUACAGGGAGCGACGAUUCCAACGCGCAAUGCGGCAGGCGCACCCAUGCAGACGGUCAUCAUGGGCAACCAAUUGUUGCGCCUCGCCACCAGCAGCAGCGCCACCGUGAACAGCACCGCGACCAUCAGUAAUAGCCUGCCCGGCACGUCCAGCGGCAUUGCGAGUGCGCCCAAAACGUUGCUUAUCGGCGCUGGUGCGGGACAAACGCUGCGUCUGGGCAAAAAUGUGCUGCUCGCUGCCAGCAGUGGCAGUGGCAAUGUGAGCACCACAACAACAAUGGCAACAACCAAUGCAACACCCGCCAACAAUCUUGUAUUUGCUGUUCAAAACAAUGGCGGACAGUUGUUCUUUACGCCCGGACUGCAGGGCGUCAAUCUUAAGCCGUUGUCCAGCUUGAAAGUGAUACCCAUGGCCACGGCGACAACAGCCGUUGGCGCCGGCAGCGGCGUCAAACUGAGUAAUGUGACGGCGGCAACUGUUGAUGCGGUGGCUGGCAAAACAUUAAACACCAAACUGUUACCCGCAGCUGUGCUGAAGACGGCGAGCGGGGGGCAUGGAAAUUAAAUGGAGCACAUGGCAGAGGCUUGUUAAAACUAUGUUGUUUUCAUAUUCAGUUGUUUGGAUUUAACCUUUAUCAUUUAUAUAUAUCUAUAUAUAGUAGUUUACAUAUGUAAAUUACGAUUUUUAAGCAAAAAGUUUAACACAAAUUUUGCUUCGUAUAAUUAUAUGAGAAUUGAAAAGUUGGGCAAUGCACAGCUUCAUUAAACCUAUUAUAAUGUUUAUUUAGAAGAAAAAGACCUAUACAGCUGUACAUUAAUAUAAUAACAGACAGACAAAAAUUUCCAUAAUAAAAGUUCAGCAGCUGCUUUAAUUUAGCAACAUA
This is a messenger RNA of Drosophila montana, 5457 nucleotides long. Its product is annotated as nuclear factor related to kappa-B-binding protein. Gene Ontology annotation, cellular component: Ino80 complex. NCBI's taxonomy places the organism in Eukaryota, Metazoa, Arthropoda, Insecta, Diptera, Drosophilidae. The record is from RefSeq and is a predicted model, not a curated record. Gene Ontology annotation, molecular function: protease binding. The transcript is spliced from 4 exons. Bases 306 to 5138 code for a protein of 1610 amino acids.